Messenger RNA from Linum tenue, 1247 nucleotides. Lineage: Eukaryota; Viridiplantae; Streptophyta; Magnoliopsida; Malpighiales; Linaceae. The record is from the annotation of a GenBank genome assembly.
AUGACCUCCGGCGACGAAGAGAAGAUUCGAAGAUUCAGUAGCUUAGAGCGGUCACCGGAGAAGGUGAACUUGGGCGGCCGAAAGGUGAAUCUCAAGUCUCUCUCUCCUUUAUCGACUGUGAUCUUGCAGCUUAGAGCGGUCACCGGAGAAGGUGAACUUGGGCGGCCGAAAGGUGAAUCUCAAGUCUCUCUCUCCUUUAUCGACUGUGAUCUUGCAGAUCCUGGUCUGGCUAGCAGGCGGAUUCUUAGGCCAGAGCUUGCUGAUGGAGAAGAGACGUGCACGUUCAAAGUUCUUCCAUAUCAGAAGGGUCCAUUUGGUCUUGGAGAUUUCGUCAUUGAGUUUGCUUAUGGUUUUGCGUUUGAUUCCAGGACUGAAGAAGCAUCUGAAUGGGAUCAAUGCUCCUACGCACCGGAUGCCUGACAAGCUUGACAGCCCUUUUGCUCGGUAGUUGUUGUCUUGGCCUCACAAAUGGUAGAAGUGCCUGCUGCUCAUUCUUAUCUCCAAAAUCGUCCAAAGUAUGAACUUGCUUCGUGAUAGGCGGUUGAUCUUCUGAUGUGUCGUUUGGUUAUGGUCUGUCACACAGUCAGGACUACCAAGACUUUCCUUGCUGGUUUUUUGUGGGGACUUUACCGGGCCAUGACGCAAUACCAUCCCCAGUACAUUCUAUGGGCUGCUAUUGUAAUGUUAUCAUCUAUGUUGUCAUUCUUGGUUCAACAAUGAUGAUGCUUAGUGUGGGUUGGCAAACCACGCAAUUCUGCAUCCCCAUGAACACUUACGACACAAAUCAAACAUUCCCCGUUGCUGAAGUCUGUUUAUAAUGGGUGAGAGUACUGAUUGAAUAGGUGGGUUCGUGUGAUUUGGUGCUAGGAAUUGGUAGGUCAGAGCAAGAGAAUUGAUGCUUUUGCAGGAUGUAUCGAAGACUUGGUGCUUGUGAGGAUACUGUUGAGAUUUUAUGGUGGUCAGAUGAGAAAACUAAAGUGUGCUUUUAGGCUUCAACUUAAUUACGGGAAGCCUUCCGUCGUGAUGAUAUAUGCAAGUAAGGAAAGGAGAAUGCUUAGAGAAUGCAGCAGCCGAAAGAGGGGAGUGCGAAGAGAGUAAUAGGGUUGCCGAACUGACUUACACUGAGAGAGGAAGAAUGAAUAGAAUACGGAGGAAAAGGAGAAGAUGAGUUGGUAGAGGAGGAGAAAGACCCACAUGCUGCCAGCACAAUUUCCUUGUUUCCCGCUUCAGUUUUGAGGAUCCGGUAC